This is a messenger RNA of Cetraspora pellucida, 318 nucleotides long. Lineage: Eukaryota; Fungi; Glomeromycota; Glomeromycetes; Diversisporales; Gigasporaceae. The record is from the annotation of a GenBank genome assembly.
AUGAGUUCGAAUGAGUCCAUGACAGUUGAUGUAGGGGUGGAUGAAAUACAGGAUCUCAAAACAAAAAUCAAACUACAAGGAGAAAAGGUUCGGGCUUUAAAAUCACUAAAAACUGAUCAAGACACUGGAACCCGUAAUUACAAUGAAAAAGAGAUGACAAUUCGGGAAAAAAUUUUCUCUAUCUUUAAGGAACACAGAGCUGUCACUAUUGAUACUCCUGUUUCUGAAUUGAAAGAAAUUUUAUCCGGAAAAUACAGUGAUGACAGUAAAUUCUUGGUGAUCAAGACGGUUAAAAAUGUUCUUUACGAUACAAUUUAA